This is a messenger RNA of Phytophthora sojae, 1371 nucleotides long. RefSeq lists its product as hypothetical. The coding region runs from base 1 to 1371 and encodes 456 amino acids. Gene Ontology annotation, cellular component: TRAPPIII protein complex. The record is from RefSeq and is a predicted model, not a curated record. NCBI's taxonomy places the organism in Eukaryota, Oomycota, Peronosporomycetes, Peronosporales, Peronosporaceae. The transcript has 7 exons.
AUGAUUGAAGCAGAUUGCGUAUGCCACAUCUAUUUGGCGUGCUCGUACGCGACCAGCGGCCCGCCCUCUUCCGGGGGCGGAGGCGCCCCACCGGCGCCUUCACCGCCUCCCCCAUCUGUGCAGCCCACACUUAAAGUGAUGCGGCUGUACAAGCCCAAGCUCUACGUGCAGGGCGCCAACGGGGGCUCCAUGCUGCCCACGUCCAUGUCGGAGGCGACGGCUUCGCAGCACGAGUUCGCGCUGUCCAGUAUGCUCAUCCUGCCCGACAGCUUCGGAGAGAUCUUCCUGGGCAACACCUUCAGCAGCUACAUCAGCGUCAUCAACCCGUACUCGUGCGAGCUGCGCGACGUGGGGCUGUCUGCCAAUAUCCAGUGUGCCAAUGACCGCGUGGAGUUGCACGACAAUCGCUACGCGAGAACGGGGAAGCUGCCGCCGCCGAAUCCUGUGGCCGUGCUGCCUGCCGGUUCCAGUCUCGAUAUGGUGGUGGAUUAUCCUCUCAAUCAAGUGGGCAACCACGUGCUUCGAGUGGGUGUGGCUUACGUGGACCCGAUCACGGGGGAGAGCAAGUCGCUGCGCAAGUUUUACCGGUUCGCGGUGCAGAAUCCCUUGGUUAUCACGUUCAAGCAGAACUCGGCCACGGGUCAGGCGCUGAAGGGGGAAGCAAUUGUCGAGGCGCAGAUUAGGAAUGUGUCCAAGUUGCCGCUUUUCGUGGAUAGCAUCAAAUUCUUGCCAUUGCCGCCGUUUACGUCGGAGGAGAUGGGGGUGGAUCCUGUGGGCAAGAAAGCGGAAGGGGAGCAAGCGUCGAUUCAAGACUUGCUGUCGGUGAAUAGUUCCCCGCAGACCCUUGUGUACCCGCAGGAGGAGCUUCAGCGCGUCUUCCGCGUCUCGUACGACCCCGCUUCUGACCCGACGUUGCUGUCAUCAGCGCAGGGCUCCCAAAACCUUGGGCGACUACAUGUGGGGUGGAAGACAUCGAUGGGAGAAGCAGGUUCGGUCCAAAGCCAACCGGUGAUGCGGAAGACUCCGGGUGCUGCUGGACAUGGCGGGGCAGGGCACAGCGAAGUGGCUGUUGCUGUCGAAGAGCUGCCCAAAGAAGUUAUGGUUGGCCAACCGUUCUUGGUGGCCGUGUCCGUGACAAACAAAUCCAUGCAUAGCCUGGCGCUCCAACUGCAAUUUCGCAAGGAACUUAUGCAUGGCAUGGUGUGCUCUUCCGCGUCUCACCAGAAUCUUGGUGUGAUGGACGCAAAAACGUCGAAAACUAUGUGGGUCGAGUUCUUGCCUAUGGUGGGUGACAUCCGGUCGGGCCAGGAGUUCGCUCAGUCGGCUGUGUUGGCGCACGUGCUGGUUGCUCCUCCCCCGCAAGGCCCUUGA